CGGAAGUUUAAAUCCACCGAGUGUCAAGAAUUUUCAAAUGACAUCCAGAGCAUUUAUUUUCCUCCCUGUCUCUUACAGUCGAUUCUUUAUACAUAGACUAUGAAUUGUGUUGUUUACUUUACUAAAGUGCUAUUGACUGAUUGAUAUUGUUAGAGGACAGACAUUUGGAAAUAAUGAUUACGUGCACUGUUCGGCACAUGUGUUUUGGGGCUCGAAGUCACAGUCGUUGGUUGUCAUCAAGAUUCCUCAGUACAUCACCUGCUAUUUUUGAAGACGAUGGCAAGGCUGGUGUUAUCAUAAAAUCAUCGUCAACUAAUGUCUUCCAAAAUCUGGCAUUGGAAGAUUGGAUACACGACAAUGUGGAUCUUCAAAAACGAAAUAUACUCUACUUGUGGAGGAACUCUGCAGCGGUUGUCAUUGGAAGACAUCAGAACCCAUGGCAAGAAUGCAAUCUCCGGUUGAUGCAACAGAUUGGGAUCCCACUUGCCAGAAGACGCAGUGGAGGUGGCACGGUUUUUCACGACUUGGGCAACAUUAACCUGACGUUCUUCACAUCUAAGAAAAAUUAUGACAGACACAGAAACCUGUCUGUUGUGACCAGCGCCUUGAAAAAUCUGCGACCAGAGUUGGAUGUGCAGUCGACAGAGCGGUUUGACAUUUUGCUAAACGGACACUACAAAAUCUCUGGGACAGCUGCCAAGUUGGGUCGCAGUGCUGCCUAUCACCACUGUACGUUACUGUGCUCUGCAGACAGAUCUGUGUUGUCGUCAGUGCUCAAGAGCACUUCUCAGGGAAUCAAAAGCAAUGCGACGCCCAGUGUACCCUCUCCUGUCAAAAACCUCUUUGAUGAAGACCCAACACUGGACUCAGAGACAAUAAUGACAGCCCUGGCUACUCAAUACAACAGGGAGUUUGGAUUCGACAGCCCUGUCCACGGUGUUGAUCCAGGGGACGUUGACUGCUGGCCAGGUAUACAGAAGAUGUCUGAUGAGCUUCAAACAUGGGAGUGGGUGUAUGGAAGAACGCCAAAGUUUAGUGUGUGCACAGAUUUCCCUGUCCAUGGCGGAACCUCCAAUGCCAAGGUCACGGUUCAGUUGGACAUAAAGAAUGGGAUAAUUGAAAACUGUUCAAUGGACAUGGCCUCAGAAUGGUUGCCCAAGAAUGUGUUAGAUGAGUUCAGCUCUUUCUUGAAGGGAUGCAAAUUCUGUCCCAAUGAAAUGGCAACACUGGUCGCCGCUUUUCUGAGAGUUACACAACUGGGUACAGAAUCUUCUUCAAGAAUGCAUAGCCUGUGUGAGAAUGUCAUUGCAAACAUGUAGUGAAAUAAACAUAUGUGGACUCA
Messenger RNA from Engraulis encrasicolus (European anchovy), 1342 nucleotides. It is a transcript of the gene lipt1, whose product is annotated as lipoyltransferase 1. The transcript has a single exon. Gene Ontology annotation, biological process: protein lipoylation. Gene Ontology annotation, molecular function: lipoyltransferase activity. Bases 174 to 1319 code for a protein of 381 amino acids. NCBI's taxonomy places the organism in Eukaryota, Metazoa, Chordata, Actinopteri, Clupeiformes, Engraulidae. Gene Ontology annotation, cellular component: cytoplasm; mitochondrion. The record is from RefSeq and is a predicted model, not a curated record.